GGCUUUGCAAGUCAGGAAAUCUGGUCUGACUGAUCUCUACUUGCAGUUUACUCUGACGUCUCACGCUAUUAGAGUGUCAGUUCUUGUGGUGUAAAUAGAGCUGAAUGCCUUGGCUAAAUAAGAAUUUUGUGUAAAUUUUUCAUCUUCUUUGUGACUCCAUCCCAUAUCCUUUCAACUUUUACGUUUUGCUUGUUGUUUUGUUAAGGUUGAGAGCGCACUCGCUUUGUGCUCGUCGAUCUGAGCUCUCGACAGAGGAUAACCUAAUAUCUGCUGUCGACAUCGACAUCCCUUCUGUUGUGUCGUAGUUAAAUUAUUACGUCCCAACAUGGAUGAUCUACAGAAUUAUAAGUUGCAGCUUCAGCAAGUUGAAGCUGCACUUACGUCAGAUCCAGAUAACCAAGAAUUGUUGAAGUUGAAAAUUGACUUGGAAGAAGUCAUUGAACUAACACAAGACUUGAUAAAAACACAACAACAAGAGAAAAAACCAGAAACAGAUGAAAAAAACCCAGAAGUAAUAGCUGCUUUAGCAAGUAAAUGGAAAGUUGGUGAUCAGUGCAUGGCACCAUGGAGCGAGGAUGGAAAAUAUUAUGAAGCAACUAUAGAUUCAAUAGGUGAGGAUGGAGUUGUAAAUAUAACUUUCAAUGAAUACAAAAAUAAAGAUGUUACAAUGCUUAGUCAGCUGAAAUCUAUGGCUAAAAGACCUGCCUCAGAUUGGGCAGAACAGAAAUCCAAGAAGAAAAAAAUGCAAGUAUCUGCGAUAGCUGGUAUGGAUCCAACUAAACAGCGUGAGUACUUAAAAAAGAGGAAACAGAAAAAACAGCAACGUUUCAAAGAAUUAGAGGAAGAAAGGGAACAGGAGAAAAACAAGUGGUUGGCGUUUGCAACUAAAUCAACGAAAAAGGGUGUAGUCAAGAAAAGUAUAUUUGCGACUCCGGAAAGUGUUAACGGUCGUGUAGGUAUAGGAACUUGUGGCAUCAGUGGCAAAGAAAUGACGAAAUAUACAAAUGGAGAAAAGUGGCGACGUGGAACGUAAAUGUACAAAAGCUCUUGUUGCAAAUUAUUAUUAAAUAUAAGUCUAGGUAAAUUUCAUCAAAUUUCAUCAUAACUAAUUAUAAUUAUAUUUGUAUUUGUAGUUAUAAUUAUAUAAUAAUACCUUAUUACUCCGAUUAUGGUCAUUAUAAAUCUUACCUAAGAUUGCGUGAAAUUAUUAUUAUAUGUAAAAUAAGUGUUUGAAAGUUUGUAUGUUUGAACCUUUGAACAAAUCCUUUUCUUUAUGUUGAUGAAUAUUAAUGGAGUGCACAUUGUAAUUUACUUUUUGCU
Molecule: messenger RNA, 1320 nt
Organism: Phymastichus coffea
Lineage: Eukaryota; Metazoa; Arthropoda; Insecta; Hymenoptera; Eulophidae
Gene: Spf30
Product: survival of motor neuron-related-splicing factor 30
Exons: 6
Coding region: 326-1033 (235 amino acids)
Biological process (GO): regulation of alternative mRNA splicing, via spliceosome; mRNA processing
Cellular component (GO): nucleus; precatalytic spliceosome; cytoplasm
Molecular function (GO): RNA binding
Source: RefSeq, a predicted model, not a curated record